This is a messenger RNA of Homo sapiens (human), 3388 nucleotides long. RefSeq names its product adhesion G protein-coupled receptor E1 (gene ADGRE1). NCBI's taxonomy places the organism in Eukaryota, Metazoa, Chordata, Mammalia, Primates, Hominidae. The transcript has 23 exons. Bases 31 to 2967 code for a protein of 978 amino acids. Gene Ontology annotation, biological process: cell surface receptor signaling pathway; G protein-coupled receptor signaling pathway. Gene Ontology annotation, molecular function: calcium ion binding; transmembrane signaling receptor activity; G protein-coupled receptor activity. Gene Ontology annotation, cellular component: external side of plasma membrane; plasma membrane; membrane. The record is from RefSeq and is a predicted model, not a curated record.
CUUUUCUUUGAAUGACAGAACUACAGCAUAAUGCGUGGCUUCAACCUGCUCCUCUUCUGGGGAUGUUGUGUUAUGCACAGCUGGGAAGGGCACAUAAGACCCACACGGAAACCAAACACAAAGGGUAAUAACUGUAGAGACAGUACCUUGUGCCCAGCUUAUGCCACCUGCACCAAUACAGUGGACAGUUACUAUUGCGCUUGCAAACAAGGCUUCCUGUCCAGCAAUGGGCAAAAUCACUUCAAGGAUCCAGGAGUGCGAUGCAAAGAUAUUGAUGAAUGUUCUCAAAGCCCCCAGCCCUGUGGUCCUAACUCAUCCUGCAAAAACCUGUCAGGGAGGUACAAGUGCAGCUGUUUAGAUGGUUUCUCUUCUCCCACUGGAAAUGACUGGGUCCCAGGAAAGCCGGGCAAUUUCUCCUGUACUGAUAUCAAUGAGUGCCUCACCAGCAGCGUCUGCCCUGAGCAUUCUGACUGUGUCAACUCCAUGGGAAGCUACAGUUGCAGCUGUCAAGUUGGAUUCAUCUCUAGAAACUCCACCUGUGAAGAUAUUGAUGAAUGUUCUCAAAGCCCCCAGCCCUGUGGUCCUAAUUCAUCCUGCAAAAACAUGUCAGGGAGGUACAAGUGCAGCUGUUUAGAUGGUUUCUCUUCUCCCACUGGAAAUGACUGGAUCCCAGGAAAGCCGGGCAAUUUCUCCUGUACUGAUAUCAGUGAGUCCCUCACCAGCAGCGUCUGCCCUGAGCAUUCUGACUGUGUCAACUCCAUGGGAAGCUACAAUUGCAGCUGUCAAGUUGGAUUCAUCUCUAGAAACUCUAUCUCUUCAGACGUGGAUGAAUGUGCAGAUCCAAGAGCUUGCCCAGAGCAUGCAACUUGUAAUAACACUGUUGGAAACUACUCUUGUUUCUGCAACCCAGGAUUUGAAUCCAGCAGUGGCCACUUGAGUUUCCAGGGUCUCAAAGCAUCGUGUGAAGAUAUUGAUGAAUGCACUGAAAUGUGCCCCAUCAAUUCAACAUGCACCAACACUCCUGGGAGCUACUUUUGCACCUGCCACCCUGGCUUUGCACCAAGCAAUGGACAGUUGAAUUUCACAGACCAAGGAGUGGAAUGUAGAGAUAUUGAUGAGUGCCGCCAAGAUCCAUCAACCUGUGGUCCUAAUUCUAUCUGCACCAAUGCCCUGGGCUCCUACAGCUGUGGCUGCAUUGCAGGCUUUCAUCCCAAUCCAGAAGGCUCCCAGAAAGAUGGCAACUUCAGCUGCCAAAGGGUUCUCUUCAAAUGUAAGGAAGAUGUGAUACCCGAUAAUAAGCAGAUCCAGCAAUGCCAAGAGGGAACCGCAGUGAAACCUGCAUAUGUCUCCUUUUGUGCACAAAUAAAUAACAUCUUCAGCGUUCUGGACAAAGUGUGUGAAAAUAAAACGACCGUAGUUUCUCUGAAGAAUACAACUGAGAGCUUUGUCCCUGUGCUUAAACAAAUAUCCACGUGGACUAAAUUCACCAAGGAAGAGACGUCCUCCCUGGCCACAGUCUUCCUGGAGAGUGUGGAAAGCAUGACACUGGCAUCUUUUUGGAAACCCUCAGCAAAUAUCACUCCGGCUGUUCGGACGGAAUACUUAGACAUUGAGAGCAAAGUUAUCAACAAAGAAUGCAGUGAAGAGAAUGUGACGUUGGACUUGGUAGCCAAGGGGGAUAAGAUGAAGAUCGGGUGUUCCACAAUUGAGGAAUCUGAAUCCACAGAGACCACUGGUGUGGCUUUUGUCUCCUUUGUGGGCAUGGAAUCGGUUUUAAAUGAGCGCUUCUUCAAAGACCACCAGGCUCCCUUGACCACCUCUGAGAUCAAGCUGAAGAUGAAUUCUCGAGUCGUUGGGGGCAUAAUGACUGGAGAGAAGAAAGACGGCUUCUCAGAUCCAAUCAUCUACACUCUGGAGAACAUUCAGCCAAAGCAGAAGUUUGAGAGGCCCAUCUGUGUUUCCUGGAGCACUGAUGUGAAGGGUGGAAGAUGGACAUCCUUUGGCUGUGUGAUCCUGGAAGCUUCUGAGACAUAUACCAUCUGCAGCUGUAAUCAGAUGGCAAAUCUUGCCGUUAUCAUGGCGUCUGGGGAGCUCACGAUGGACUUUUCCUUGUACAUCAUUAGCCAUGUAGGCAUUAUCAUCUCCUUGGUGUGCCUCGUCUUGGCCAUCGCCACCUUUCUGCUGUGUCGCUCCAUCCGAAAUCACAACACCUACCUCCACCUGCACCUCUGCGUGUGUCUCCUCUUGGCGAAGACUCUCUUCCUCGCCGGUAUACACAAGACUGACAACAAGAUGGGCUGCGCCAUCAUCGCGGGCUUCCUGCACUACCUUUUCCUUGCCUGCUUCUUCUGGAUGCUGGUGGAGGCUGUGAUACUGUUCUUGAUGGUCAGAAACCUGAAGGUGGUGAAUUACUUCAGCUCUCGCAACAUCAAGAUGCUGCACAUCUGUGCCUUUGGUUAUGGGCUGCCGAUGCUGGUGGUGGUGAUCUCUGCCAGUGUGCAGCCACAGGGCUAUGGAAUGCAUAAUCGCUGCUGGCUGAAUACAGAGACAGGGUUCAUCUGGAGUUUCUUGGGGCCAGUUUGCACAGUUAUAGUGAUCAACUCCCUUCUCCUGACCUGGACCUUGUGGAUCCUGAGGCAGAGGCUUUCCAGUGUUAAUGCCGAAGUCUCAACGCUAAAAGACACCAGGUUACUGACCUUCAAGGCCUUUGCCCAGCUCUUCAUCCUGGGCUGCUCCUGGGUGCUGGGCAUUUUUCAGAUUGGACCUGUGGCAGGUGUCAUGGCUUACCUGUUCACCAUCAUCAACAGCCUGCAGGGGGCCUUCAUCUUCCUCAUCCACUGUCUGCUCAACGGCCAGGUACGAGAAGAAUACAAGAGGUGGAUCACUGGGAAGACGAAGCCCAGCUCCCAGUCCCAGACCUCAAGGAUCUUGCUGUCCUCCAUGCCAUCCGCUUCCAAGACGGGUUAAAGUCCUUUCUUGCUUUCAAAUAUGCUAUGGAGCCACAGUUGAGGACAGUAGUUUCCUGCAGGAGCCUACCCUGAAAUCUCUUCUCAGCUUAACAUGGAAAUGAGGAUCCCACCAGCCCCAGAACCCUCUGGGGAAGAAUGUUGGGGGCGGUCUUCCUGUGGUUGUAUGCACUGAUGAGAAAUCAGGCGUUUCUGCUCCAAACGACCAUUUUAUCUUCGUGCUCUGCAACUUCUUCAAUUCCAGAGUUUCUGAGAACAGACCCAAAUUCAAUGGCAUGACCAAGAACACCUGGCUACCAUUUUGUUUUCUCCUGCCCUUGUUGGUGCAUGGUUCUAAGCAUGCCCCUCCAGAGCCUAUCAUACGCCUGAUACAGAGAACCUCUCAAUAAAUGAUUUGUCGCCUGUCUGACUGAUUUACCCUA